This is a messenger RNA of Babesia ovata, 810 nucleotides long. RefSeq names its product metaxin 2, putative. The record is from RefSeq and is a predicted model, not a curated record. The transcript has a single exon. The coding region runs from base 1 to 810 and encodes 269 amino acids. Lineage: Eukaryota; Apicomplexa; Aconoidasida; Piroplasmida; Babesiidae.
AUGACGCAACUAUCGCCAAUAAGUUGGCUGAAGGGAAUAUGGCCGAGGCAAGAGGAAUAUGGCGAUGUGCCGACGUGCGAUACUCCCAUUGUCGUGCACUACACCCGUUAUCGGCUGCCUCCACCCAUCGAUUCUAGUGAAGAGUCGGAUGGCGACGUUGACGUUGGUGGAGCCAUUGAGGUCGUUCUAGAGCCGUAUGUGCUCUGGUGUUCCCUGUUGCGCAGCGUUACUGGCUGCAAGCUGCGUCUGUCGCCGUCUGUAUACGACGAAUUCGUCGGUGGCGCGAUGCCGGCGGCGUACGUUGGCGACCCAACCUGUUACGGGGGAGCGCCACUGCGUCAAGAGAGCCUGAUGAGCCACCUGCUGCUCAACGUGCCCACCGGCUCAGAGGAAGUUCGGAGGCAGCUGAGCAGUAGGUUCACGCUUUACGACGGGCGCAAGAAGACUGAUGGCAGCGCAGAAGCCACAAGAGAGCCGCGCUCCUACCACACCGGCAGCUCCAUUCUCCCCGUGUAUGUCGAGAAGCACCUGCGAUACGCCGUACUAUUUUUCAUCUGGGUGUUCCCGAAGAUAUCGCAAAAUGUUACCAAGAGGAUUGUCGUCAAUUCUACGCCCUGGCCGUACGGAUAUUACGUAUUCAACAAAAGGUCGAGGGAGAUCGCCAAGGCGUGUGCGCAGUGCGGGUAUUCCGACGUCGCAUUCACGCUCAAAGAGCUGGCGCUGAUGUUGCGGGAGCUGCAGCGCAUUCUGCAGAACGAGCUGCCUUCACUCAACCACAGGUGCGGAGUAAUAGCGCAGAGCAAAGCAUAG